AUGGCAACCGAGCCCGCACAGACAACGGAUCAGGCACGUGCUGCUUACCUCAAGGAUGCAGAAAUCAAAGCUACCAAGCUGUUUGAGGAGAUUGGACAAACCCUCAUCCGCCCCGGCGUCAGCGAGACGCAAUUAAGCAAAGAGAUCCACGAACUUGGUGCCAAACGCCACAACAUCCGAACCCAUUGGCACAAGCGGGUCAUCAGAAGCGGACCGAACACCCUGUUCCCUUACCGCGAAAACCCUCCUGACCGCGUUCUUCAGCCCGACGAUAUCCUAUUCGUCGAUCUGGGCCCGGUCUUCGAGGCCUGGGAGGCUGAUUUUGGCCGUACCUAUGUGCUUGGAGACGACCCGAUCAAGAUCAAGCUGCACGAUGCAUUAGAGCCUCUGUGGAAGGAGGUCAAAGCGCACUUUCAGGACCAUCCCGACAUCACAGGCGAAGAGCUUUACGGCGUUGCAUGCGAUCUCGCCCAGAAAGCUGGCUGGGAGUUCGGCGGUUCCAUUGCAGGCCACCUGGUCGGCCUGUUUCCCCACGAACGCAUAGCUAACGACACCGUCUCUCUUUACAUCACCCCGGGAAGCAAGGAGCCGAUGAGGCGUGUGGGCAAGGACGGGCAGAAGCUACAUUGGAUCCUGGAAAUCCAUCUGGUAGACCGCGCCCGUCAAAUAGGCGGCUUCUAUGAGCAGCUUCUGACCGUUGAUUGA
Messenger RNA from Capronia epimyces CBS 606.96, 705 nucleotides. RefSeq lists its product as uncharacterized. The coding region runs from base 1 to 705 and encodes 234 amino acids. The record is from RefSeq and is a predicted model, not a curated record. Lineage: Eukaryota; Fungi; Ascomycota; Eurotiomycetes; Chaetothyriales; Herpotrichiellaceae. The transcript has a single exon.